AUGGAUGAAAAACAAAUUCCUUUGGACCGUUUUUCUCAGUGGCUCUAUGCUAUUUGUAUUGUUAACUUUGACGAUGACGUCGGACAAACUAUAGAAUCUAUUUAUCCCCGAAACACUGAGCUCAGUAAUUCUGAACGAUCUACAAUCAGUUAUCUGGCAUUUCCGGAUUCGCAUUCUUCCGGUUUGGAAAGCAAUCACUACCAUUUUCGAUUUAAAUGCUCCUCGAUAAAUCGUCUCAUUUUAAGAUAUUGCACGUUUUUAUACAAUGACUACUCACCUCCAUUUUUACCUGUUUAUGGCAUGUGUUUUGGAUAUGUAUGCUUCAGGCAAGAAAAAGAUCUCUCACAAAAGCGCCACUAUUCUCAAAAGUCUGUUGUCGUUUUAUCUGCACUUCCAUUUGAUGAGCUCUUCUACGAAGUUGCGAAAGUGAUCUCAGAUUCUUAUUUUUCAUCUGGCUUUGCAGCAAUUGAAGAGGCUUGUCAAGAGAUUGAUUCUUGGCCACCUCCUAGGUCGAAUGAGUUCCUUACAGUUCCUCUUCUUGGUACCUUUUUUAACCUACGGAUUCCUUCUGUGGUUGGUACAGCUUCUUUGUCAACUAGAUUCCCUCUUGUUGAUAAUGGAUUAAACUCCAGUAAGGAUUCAAGCUCAGUUUCCAGUUUAUCAACCAUUUCACUGCCAACUCAUGCUGGGACUUGCACAAAUGGGGUUGAUCAGAAGACAGAAAGCGAACCUUCCACGUCGAAUGCUCAGUUAUCAGUGCAUAGUUCGAAUUCUUGCAUAUUCGUUCCAAACAAUGAUUCAUUGUCGAAGAUUCCACGAAAAUUGGAAAUUACUCUCGAGUCGAGGAAUUAUGCCCAAGCCUUUGCUCCAAUCUUGCCGCAUCUUCAACGCAUUUGGGAAUUGGUCAUAACCGCUCAGCCCAUUCUUGUAAUGGCGCCGAACCCUGGUAAGGCGAGUCAAACAGUGCAGGCCUUAGUCUCAUGUAUAACACCCCUUGCAUUCUCCUCCGACUACCGUCCAUUCUUCAACAUCUACGACUCUGAAUUCAAGGAUGUUACUCGUGGCGCUUCAUCUAGUCCGAUUUCGGUACUUGGAGUUACCAAUCCCUUCUUCUCGAAGGCUCUUCAAAACUGGCCGAAUGUUAUUAGACUCGGCAAGGUGAAGUGUGUGGAAAAGAAGAAGAAGUCUCAUCAGCUCACUUCUAAGAAGCUACUCGAUGACUUGAAACCUGGUCUCUACUCUCGUUGCAAACCAUUCCUGAAAAAAGAUGCUGGAUUCUUCAAGCGCCUAAAGAAGUCCCUCACAGAUGGUACUCCUGAAGAGGCUAUUUCUCUUGCCAUUCAUCGGUUCUUUCAGGAAUUGACCAUGAGCUUUCUUAUACCACUGGAGCAUUACUUGUCGAUGCUCAUGCCCCUGCAUCGGGAUAUCUCCCCCUUCCGAUCCGUACCAGUGUUGAAACGCUUUAACAUGAACGAUUUCUUCCAAACACUGGAGAGCGCUGGACCACGACUAACUUGUGAUGUUAAAGGUGAUUGGGUCGGUCUCUACAGGUAA
Rodentolepis nana is the source of this 1554-nucleotide messenger RNA. The record is from the annotation of a GenBank genome assembly. NCBI's taxonomy places the organism in Eukaryota, Metazoa, Platyhelminthes, Cestoda, Cyclophyllidea, Hymenolepididae.